AUGGCUGGUUCAGAAAUAGAAAGAGACGUACUUCUUCAAAUAACUUUAAAUGACAAAAAGAGGUUAGGAGGUUCCAUGAAUUCUGAAAACGAAUUGUUCUUGUCCGCAGAAGGUAUUGGUGAUUUACAUUGGUGGAUUAGGAAUGAUACAUCGACACAAUUACCUACUAAUGAUGGCACACAAUGGAACAUGUCAUCCCUUAGCCAAGUCGAUGUCUCUAGUUGCACUGUUAUGUGUCCACAAGGUGUGAAUAUCAUUAACUCAGAUGCUGUAACAGAAUCCGGUAUUUUUGGUGAUAAUUUUACUUUUAACUGUCCUGAAGUUAAUCAGCUGACAGAAAAUAAUUAUACGGGUACUCUGUUGUGUGGUGAAGAUGGUAAAUGGAUAGUACAGCAGGCUUGUCCAGAAGAAGAAUCAAAAAUACAAUUAUAUCUACAAGAUACAAAUUGUUACAAACAAUUUUAUGUACCAAAUAUUGUUAAAAGGUGA
Messenger RNA from Lottia gigantea (owl limpet), 489 nucleotides. RefSeq lists its product as hypothetical. The coding region runs from base 1 to 489 and encodes 162 amino acids. NCBI's taxonomy places the organism in Eukaryota, Metazoa, Mollusca, Gastropoda, Lottiidae. The transcript is spliced from 4 exons. The record is from RefSeq and is a predicted model, not a curated record.